GUUGUUACUGUCCGGGCAUCAAGUCGCCAAUGCCAGCUCGCUAGACACUGUACUACUGUACUCUCCAUAUCCUCCUCUAGCAGACACUGCACAGGUCUGCUGGCUUUGAAGAUUGACCGGAGACCACCAAAUACGGCCCACACGCUGUCCGAGUAACAAUCAUGCUUUGCCAGCUCAAAGCCCUUCAAGAUCCCUUACAGCCACCAUCCACUCGGAAUCUUGAUCUAGGCUAUGCUAUCGUUGUGGCGACGAAGACCGACUAUGGAGAAGUAUCGCGGGAUUCGUGGGUGCCCAUAUUGGCUUUGUUCGCCAGCAACAAUAUGAAGCUCUGAAGCUUUAUACUGCUCUACCAUUCAUGGGCUUCUCGAUCUGCCGGUGACCCAAAACUACAAUACUAGAGGCAAAACAAUCGUAAAAAAGUGUACCAAAACCACGCCCAUCUCAUUUCCGAACGCAGUCUC
Messenger RNA from Sphaerulina musiva SO2202, 461 nucleotides. RefSeq lists its product as uncharacterized. The record is from RefSeq and is a predicted model, not a curated record. Lineage: Eukaryota; Fungi; Ascomycota; Dothideomycetes; Mycosphaerellales; Mycosphaerellaceae. The coding region runs from base 162 to 332 and encodes 56 amino acids. The transcript has a single exon.